Molecule: messenger RNA, 408 nt
Organism: Arvicanthis niloticus (Nile rat)
Lineage: Eukaryota; Metazoa; Chordata; Mammalia; Rodentia; Muridae
Source: RefSeq, a predicted model, not a curated record
AUGGAAACAAACCUUACAAAUUCCUCAAAACUUAAGGUUCACCACAGAAUCCAUAUUGGAGACAACCCUUACAAAUGUAGUGAAUGUGGCAAAUGCUUUACACAGUCUUCAGGUCUUAAAGUUCAUCAUAGAAUCCAUACUGGCAACAAACCUUACAAAUGUAAUGAAUGUGGGAAAUCUUUUACACAGUCAUCAGAUGUUAAUGUUCACCAAAGAAUUCAUACAGGAGACAAACCUUACAAAUGUAGUAAAUGUGGCAAAUGUUUUAUUCAGUCUUCAGAUCUUAAAGCUCACCAUAGAAUCCACACUGGAGACAAACUUUACAAAUGUAAUGAAUGUGGGAAGUCUUUUACCUGGUCUUCAAGUCUUAAAGUUCACCAUAGAAUCCAUACUGGAGACAAACCUUAA